This is a messenger RNA of Rotaria sordida, 2037 nucleotides long. The record is from the annotation of a GenBank genome assembly. NCBI's taxonomy places the organism in Eukaryota, Metazoa, Rotifera, Eurotatoria, Philodinida, Philodinidae.
AUGCCAUUUUCAUUAUCAAGUGAAGGACGUUCAUUUAGUAAUCUAUUUAAUUCCAAUGAACAAAAUUCAGAUCAUUUAAUAAUUGAAAGACAAAAUUUAUUAUGUGUAUUUAAAUUAGUUGUAAAAGAUUUAUUAAGUUCAGGUUUAAAACAUGAACGUCUUAUGGAAAAAGAAUAUUUUCCUUUAAAACAUUUUUUUAUUGUUUUUGAACAUAUACUUUUACAUGGUUAUAAUGGUAAAAAAAAUUUUCCAAUAAGUACAUCAUCAAAUCGUAAAGAUUUAUGGCCAAUUAUUGAUCUUAUAUCACGUAAAUCAACUGAUAUAUAUAUAUCAGAAAUAUCAAUAUCAUCAAAAGAAAUGACAAAUAUUCGUACAUCAUUAGGUCGUGUACGUGCAUGGUUACGUCUUGCAUUAAUGCAAAAACGUUUAGCUGAUUAUUUUAAAACACUUGUUGAACAAAAACAUGAAUUAAAAGAUUUAUAUGAUAAUGAAGCAUUAUUAUUAUCUGAUGAAAGUAUUAUUAUACCUGGUUUACUUGUUGGUCUUAAUGUAUUAGAUUUAAAUUUAUGUUUAAGAGAAACAACACUUGAUCAUCCUAUUGAAUCAGUAAUACAUUAUAGUUUAUAUUUACAAGAAAGACGUCUAACAACAGUAUCAUUAAAAAAUACACAUCCACCUGGUGCAAUAAAAGAUCCAAUUGAUGAAUUGGAUGAUGAUGAUGAUGAUAAUUCAACAAUAUCAUCAUUACCUAUAACAAAAACAAAUCUACAAAAUAAUGAUACAGUUGUUACAAAGGGUACGGAUAGUACAGAAACGUUAGAUGAAAACACUUCAGAUAUGUCAUAUAAUCGACGUCUUUCGUGUAUACUUGAUCAAAAAAAUUAUAUUGAAGAACUUAAUCGAAAUUUACAGAAAACAGUAAUAAAUUUACAAAGCAAAUUACAAACAUUUGAAGAAACAAAUAAAAAUUUGGCAGAAAAUACAGUACAACAAAAAACUCGUAUUGAACAAUUAGAAGAAGAUCUAACAAAAAUAAUAUCAGAAAAAGAACAAAUACAAUUAUCGUAUCAACGAAAAACUGACGCUUUAAUUGCUGAUAUUGCAGUUGAACGAGAAACGUAUCAAAAAUCUCGAACUGGAUUUGAUUUAAUGUAUAAUGAAUUAAAAAAGAAAUAUGAUGAUGAAUGUGUAUCAAAACAAAAAAUUGAAGGUAUAUAUCAAACUCAAUUAUCUCAAACUAAUGAAUAUGUUGAAUCAACAAAAUUAAUGGAAAAAGAUAUUGAAUCAAAAACAUUAUUAUAUGAUCGUAUAAAAGAAGAAAAUGAUCGUCUUAAAGAAGAAUUACAAGUUGAAAAAAGUCAAAAUGAUGAAAGAGAACGUCAAAUACAUGUAAAAGAUAAAGAAAAUCAAAUGUUACGAGAAACAAUCAGUGAAUUAGAAACAAAUAUCGAACAAAUCAAUAAAAAAGUACAUGAACUUAGUAAUACAAAUGAUACAUUAAAUCGAACAAUAUCUAAAUUAAAUGCUGAAAAAACAUCAUUAGAAACUGAUUUACAUGUUGAAAAAGAAUUUCAACAACGUCUUCAAAAAGCAUUAACAAAUGAAAAAGAAAAAGUUUCUACACUUCAAUUUGAUAUACAUGAAUUAAAUUUAUUAAAACAAGAUUAUGAUUUAUAUAAAAAAGAUAUGAUAAAAAAACAAAAUGAUUCAGAAAAUAAAUUUCAUGAACAAGAAGAAACAAUAAAAGAAUUAGCUUUAAAAUUAGAAGGAUAUAUUAAACGUGAACAUGAACAACGUGAAAAAAAUAUUUCACGAACAUCAACAUGGAUGAAAGAUGAUGAUGUUAAAGAAUGUUGUCAAUGUAAAAAAGAUUUUGGUCCACUUAGACGAAAACAUCAUUGUCGAAAUUGUGGUCAAAUAUUUUGUGAAGCUUGUGUUAGUACAAAAUUAACAUUAACUAGUUCAACUAAACCAGUACGUGUAUGUGAUGAAUGUUGUAAAUAUGUACUUGCACAAUGUGCGGUGAAUAAUCCAUGA